Messenger RNA from Oxyura jamaicensis (ruddy duck), 5948 nucleotides. It is a transcript of the gene AREL1, whose product is annotated as apoptosis resistant E3 ubiquitin protein ligase 1. NCBI's taxonomy places the organism in Eukaryota, Metazoa, Chordata, Aves, Anseriformes, Anatidae. Gene Ontology annotation, molecular function: ubiquitin-protein transferase activity. The record is from RefSeq and is a predicted model, not a curated record. Gene Ontology annotation, biological process: negative regulation of apoptotic process; positive regulation of protein catabolic process; proteasome-mediated ubiquitin-dependent protein catabolic process. The transcript has 20 exons. Bases 423 to 2894 code for a protein of 823 amino acids.
AGUUCCGGCGCCUCCGCCGAGCGUCACCGCGUCCCGCCCCGCCGGGCAGGGCCGGCCCCGCCGUCACUUCCCGGGGAGGCCGCCGGGAGCCGCCGGACCGGAGCCGGAGCCCUCGGGAAGCUAGCAAGCUACAGGCUACCAGGAGCAGCACUGCACAACAACCUUGAUUUUCACAAAGAGGAAGCGAUUGCUGUGCUCAGGUCCUCACCUUUCAGCAGUGAUUCUGUGAUGCAAAUUCCAGGAGUUUCAUUUUCUGUGAUAAUCUUCUCUAUGGCCUCUUCUUGCUGACGCUUGCCCCAGUGCUGGGCACAGACAAAAAGGAUGCGGAAGAAUGGGUACCCUCCUUUUGGUUUUUAGAACAUGGGCAGUUGUAUAAAGAUGCAGCUGUGAUCCUCGGCUGUGUGUCUCACCGAAGGGACCUGAUGUUUUACAUUAUUGGUGGGAUCACAGUAUUUGUGGUAGCCUUCUUCUUCACCAUUAAGUUCCUCUUUGAGCUUGCCGCACGUAUAGUCAGCUUCCUUCAGCAUGAGGACCGGGAACGCCGAGGGGAGCGAACUAUUUAUGACUACGUGCGAGGCAACUACCUGGAUCCCCGGUCCUGCAAAAUCUCCUGGGAUUGGAAGGACCCCCACGAGGUGGGCCAUAGCAUGGCCUUCCGAGUGCACUUAUUCUAUAAAAAUGGGCAGCCUUUCCCAGCUCACCGGCCUCUGGGGCUGCGAGUUCACAUCUGCCAUGUGGAGCUAGCAAUUGAUAUUCCUGUAACCCAGGAAGUUCUUCAGGAGCCUAAUUCCAACGUGGUGAAAGUGGCCUUCACUGUGCGCAGGGCUGGGAGAUACGAGAUCUCUAUAAAACUUGGUGGCUUGAAUGUGGCCUACAGCCCCUACUACAAGGUGUUUCAGCCAGGGAUGGUGGUUCCCUCCAAAACCAAAAUAGUUUGCCAUUUCUCCACUCUGGUGCUGACCUGUGGACAGCAGCACACCCUACAGAUAGUUCCCAGAGAUGAGUAUGACAAUCCCACCAGCAAUUCUGUGUCCCUGAUCGACGAGCACAAUUACAGCCUCUCCAUCCAUGAGCUGGGUCCUCAAGAAGAAGAGAACUCUGACGUUGUGUUUGAGAAGUCUGUGGUGUCCAACCGGCAGACUUGCCAAGUGUUCUUCCGACUCACGUUGCACUGUAGGGGAUGUUUCCAUGCCUGCAUCUCCUACCAGAACCAGCCCAUAAGCAAUGGUGAUUUUGACAUCAUUGUUCUAAGUGAGAAUGAAAAGAAUAUUGUAGAGCGCAACGUGUCCACCUCAGGUGUCAGCAUUUACUUUGAAGCCUACCUUUAUGAAGCUUCUAGUUACGCCAACACUCAGUGGCACCUUCCACCAACGCACCUGAGCUCCUCCCAGCGCCGUCCUUCUACUGCAACUGAGGAUGAAGAUGAAGAUUCUCCCUCUGACAGCCAAACUCCCGAGAAAGUGAAGAAACCUAAAAAAGUCUAUUGCUAUGUGUCUCCUAAGCAAUUCUCAGUGAAAGAAUUCUACCUGAAGAUCAUUCCGUGGCGCCUUUUCACCUUUAGAGUAUGUCCUGGCACAAAGUUUUCAUACCUUGGUCCUGACCCUGUGCACAAACUGCUGACACUGGUGGUGGAUGAUGGGAUCCAACCCCCUGUGGAGCUCAGCUGCAAGGAGAGGAACAUCUUGGCCGCCACUUUUAUUCGCUCUCUGCAUAAAAAUAUAGGAGGCUCAGAGACCUUCCAGGAUAAAGUGAACUUCUUUCAGCGAGAGCUGCGUCAGGUGCAUAUGAAAAGACCUCAUUCGAAGGUCACGCUGAAGGUCAGCCGUCACUGUCUGCUGGAGUCGUCUUUUAAAGCAACGCGAAAUUUUUCUGUUUCUGACUGGAGCAAAAACUUCGAAGUGAUUUUUCAAGAUGAAGAAGCUUUGGAUUGGGGAGGUCCACGCAGAGAGUGGUUUGAGCUCAUCUGCAAGGCAUUAUUUGAUACCUCCAGUCAACUCUUCACCCGCUUUAGUGAUAACAACCAGGCCUUGGUGCAUCCAAAUCCAGUGCGUCCCACGUGCGUACGACUCAAACUGUAUGAAUUCGCAGGCCGCCUGGUAGGAAAGUGUCUUUAUGAGUCAUCCCUGGGAGGUGCUUACAAACAGCUGGUGCGAGCUCGCUUCACGAGAUCCUUCCUGGCUCAGAUCAUAGGGCUCCGUAUGCAUUACAAGUAUUUUGAAACAGAUGACCCAGAAUUCUAUAAAUCAAAAGUUUGUUUCAUACUGAACAAUGAUGUGAGCGAGAUGGAUCUGGUCUUCGCUGAAGAGAAGUACAGUAAAACAGGCCAGCUGGAGAAGGUGGUUGAACUGGUGACAGGAGGAGCUCAAGUACCAGUAACAAAUGAAAAUAAAAUUUUUUAUCUGAAUCUGCUUGCACAGUACAGGCUGGCCAAUCAGGUCAGGGAGGAGGUAGAUCACUUCCUGAAAGGUCUUAAUGAAUUAGUUCCUGAGAAUCUACUGGCUAUUUUUGAUGAAAAUGAACUUGAGUUGCUCAUGUGUGGUACUGGAGAUAUCAGUGUCUGUGACUUCAAGGCACAUGCUGUAGUGGUAGGAGGAUCUUGGCACUUCCGUGAGAAGGUCAUGAGGUGGUUUUGGACUGUGGUCUCCAGCUUCACACAGGAGGAGCUGGCCAGGCUGUUGCAGUUCACAACUGGUUCAUCCCAACUGCCCCCGGGAGGGUUUGCUGCACUCUCUCCAUCUUUUCAGAUCAUUGCAGCUCCAACUCACAGUACUUUGCCAACAGCCCACACUUGUUUUAACCAGCUGUGCCUCCCGACUUAUGACUCCUAUGAAGAAGUGCACAAGAUGCUGCAGCUAGCUAUCAGCGAGGGUUGUGAAGGCUUUGGCAUGCUGUGAUUUUUUUCCCCUUUCCAGGAGACCGUUCAGCCUCCUGGCUCUUUGUGGCAAGACCCAGGUUCAAUCCAUUACUUGUUCUUCCCUUCACAUGGGUAAUGAAGGCAGGGCAAAGACUCUGUGUAAAGGAAUUUGUCAUCCAGAAGAUGUCAUGUGGCCUUUCCGUAUCUCAAAUAAGUCAUAAAGACCUCAUCUUUUUCCUUUCCUUCAUUCUCCCUUUGGUUCAGUGUGAAACAGCAGCAGGAGUGUGGUGCACUCAUCAAGGAAAUACUGCACAGGAUUUCCCUGCACCCUGUACACCCAUCUGUCCGUGAGAAGAGAAGUACAUGAGCAGAAGUUGCAAUGAGGUGCAAGCAACAUGCUGAGCUGCCUUGAUCGUAGCUCUCAGGGAAGAAGGGGAAGACCAGUGUGGAGCGCUGCUGGAAACCUGGUUCAUGGGAAGCCUUAGUGACUUCCCAUGUCUUGGCUCAACUCCCCCAGUGAUGCUCCCCAACAGCUCAUCUAACUCCAUCACUCAUGAAGGGUGCAGGGUUGUCUCUCCUUUCAGCACCUGUCCCAGAAGAGUUUCUGGUUCUCCUUCUCCAUCUUGCUUUGGAUGCUGCUAUCCGUCACCUGUGCCACCAAGAAAAAUGGGCAGUACCCCUCAGUGGAGGGAGUAACCCAAAGGGGAGAUCACUCUCAUCAGAGCACAAGUGCUGGCCCUGACAGUGAUUCUGUACUACCUCCACCAGGGUCCAGCAGCUGAAGCGUCCUUCUCCAGCAGCAGCUGGUAAUGAGCCUUUGCAAAUGAACUGGAAGAGGAGUUUCUCCUCCACUGAAUGUUUCUGAUUAAUGAUGUUGCACAGGAAGCUGUCCCAUGCCCUUGCCUUCUUUUUCCUUCCUCAGUAGAGAGGGUAUGGGCAUGACUGUGAUCCCUCAAUGCUGAACACCAAUGCCUAUCCCACGUUCACCUUCAGGGUAUGUAUGUGAUGUAGGAACAGUGACAGGUCAGUAAGCAGCUACGAUGUGUGCUGGUCUUGUGUUGUUGGGGUGAUGGUACUGGGCAGAGCAUGGUACCUCCUCCCAAGUAUACCACAGGGUUUUGGCUUCUACCUCUGCCAUGCAGCAGCCUGAGGCUUCUCUACUGCAUUUCAGGCAGAGUUUGCAGAGGGUUGUUGGUUGUUGGUGCCUGGAGAGCAGCUGGCUUUCUGUCCUUCUUGAGCUCUCCUUUCUUCUGCCCCGUUCAGGGCUGCUGGCUUUCCAGCACAAAAUGCUAAUUAGAACUUCACUCAGACGAUCACUCAACAGCCUGCACAGAUAGUAUAUCACACCCACCACUGUCUGGCUUGUGGGGAGAGGAGUGGGCAGACCAGCAGGAUUAGGGUGUGCCAAGCUGGCAGUCCGUCCAGCCCUUCCCAAGAAAACAAAGGGAACGGGAGUCUGGGAAUCUUGAUAGCUUCUUCAGUGAAGCAGAAUUCAUGAAGAUCUUUAGGUUCUCAGCAGUUUCUUAGUUCAGGUCAGGAGUCAUAGGCAUGCUGGCAAGUGUAAGAAAGCUGCAUUGCUGCUGCUUGCAAUGUAAGCUUUGGCAGGAUUAUGGGAAUGGCUGGAUUUCUUCCAGAAUAGAGUCUCAAGCUGGCACCCCUGAGCUAACUUUAGAACACCAUAUUAGAUAAAAAAUCACUUCAUCCUCCUCAGCCCCCUUCUGUCCUCGAGCUGAUCCAGGCAGACUUCUGCAAAGUAAGAAUUUUUUAGAUAACUGUAUAUUCUUUUCCCAGUGUAGCUUGGUUGAAUUGACUGGGAAUUUGGGGGAAACAUUCUACAUCUAGAAAAUGUUUGUUAAGGCAGUAUCUUAGCAAUUCUUGGUCUGAGUGUGCUACUUGUGUACAGAAAGAUACAAGCCAUUUUGGUGCCAAAAAGCAGCCAGCCGAGCAUUGAGACUACUCAGGGGGAUUCUUUGCCCUGUGAAUUCAUUCCAUCACUGGCACUGAGAUGCUGGGAGACUGCCAGCUUGAGAGGUGCCACGACUGCACUCUGACAGGUCAUGUCAGUAGUGUCUGUGCUCCCCUUUUUCUAGUGCAGCCUCUGUUUUGUAGGGUCCCGACCUUUGGGUGGAGAGUACAGUGCUGUUUUUUACACUGUGGAUGGCUUCCAUGGUCAGUGCAGUUGUGGCUGCUGUGUUUUUCUGCGCCACCGCUUGACUGCUUUUUCCGGAGACUGAGAGAAAGGUGGUGGUGCUUGGCUUGACUCCUGUUUGUUGGGAGGUGUAGCCUGGUGCCCUUCCCACGUUGCAGCCCUGUCUUGCAGUCUCACCUGGUGAGAACAUCUCCAGACUCGUAGUUAUGGGCCAACUUUGCCAAUGACAUCUUCCUCAGGAAUAUUCCCUUCUAUUGAGCUGGACUUCUUUACUCUGAGGAUGAAGUAGGUGGACAUUGGGUAGUCUUCCUCUGCUGGAAAGAGCUCCUUAAAGUUUCUUAUUGUACUACAGCCAGCACCCCACACUUCUCAGUAGCUGUACAGAGCCAAGGAACUUCUCAACACAAGCGCAGUCAGAACUGUGAUGGGUGCAGGUGCUGUUAGUCAAUUAGACCCAUCUCCAUUGUCUCCACAGGCUCCUAGGUGAUCCCGUGUUCCUGGGAUCCAUCACAAUGUUUCUAAACUUGUCUCUAGCUUUAUACCCUUAAAAGUGUGUUCACUUUUUAUGCUGCCCUUAACGCUGGCAGCGGGGAUGCGCUCUGGUCAUAUGUUUCGUCUGACACAGGCUUGUUACUCUUCUUUUUGUCCUUAUUUAUUCCCACUUGAUAGAGGCACUUCCCUGGAAAGCUUUAGGAUCCUGGUACCGUGUCAGACAGGUUCCAUGUUUCCUGAAGCUGUUUUUAGGUGCCGAGGGUCUGGCUUCAGCCUGCACCUGCAGACCAUGUUGCAUGUUUUUAGAAACCAGGAGCUGUGGAUGAUGCAGGUCAGAUUCUAGUUCCCUCUGUUGAAUUUCUGGCAGAGUUCAGCCAAAAUUUGGAAGCCUGUGGUUGUAGUAGCUGAUUUUGUAAAUAGUUUGUAUAAUAAAUAAAAUAUUUUAAAAAUGCU